Molecule: messenger RNA, 1047 nt
Organism: Monosiga brevicollis MX1
Lineage: Eukaryota; Choanoflagellata; Craspedida; Salpingoecidae
Exons: 2
Coding region: 1-1047 (348 amino acids)
Source: RefSeq, a predicted model, not a curated record
AUGGCUGGGACGGCUUUUGCGGCAGCCCUGGGCAGCGUCGUGACCAGAGAAACCAUUUUGUUAGACACCAAAGCCAACAACGCCACUGCUACUGAAAGUGAGCUGAGCGCUCAGGAGCGGCGCAAGGAGCUGAACUAUGAAGACAUUGAGGCUCAACGGAUGGUUAUCUUCGAACACAUGCAGAACAUGGACAAGGCCAGCCUCGAUUUUUCUCUGGUACCCAAGGUGACCAACGUUGUCAACGAGCAAUUGCAGGAUGCCAUCGAAGCCGCUCUUAGCAUUGGCACCGUGCCUGUUCGUAUCCUUUGCGCGCCACCUGGCUAUGGAAAAACAUAUGCAAUGUGCGUCUUGAUGAAAAAAUUAUUAAAGGCGCAAGGCAAGAUUGCUGGAGCAGACAUCAUUUGCGGAAACCAACGCUUUCAGGAGGGUCACGUAGACCUUGACGAGUGGUUGUUGCAACAUUUUGGCGUUGGAAAGAAGAUGGAAUCAAUUAGUCUUGAAGAAUACUUUGCCAAGCCUCAAGGCGUUGCCGAGAACGAUCGCCCCUACUACAUCAUUUUUGACGAGCUGGACAAGGUUCGGCUUCACCAAUACUUUGAAGAGUUUAUCCUCAGGCUCAAGGAUAUUGGCCUGCGCCACAAGAACGUCCGCUUCCUUUUCGUCACGCACGAGCCGCACGCGGCGGAAUUGAUCCGCCGCAUGAACGGCAACGAGAAGAUCCGCUUUGUGUACGAGCAAGUCAAUGCUCCAAAGUGGACCCGUGAUAUGCUUCGCACACACUUUCAUGAGCAAACUAAUUAUUACAAGUGCAAUGACAUGAAAAAAGCCAGCAACGUGGAGCAGUUUCUUGAUAUGGCUGAGCGCGCCGGCACACCUGAGUUUGUUCUUGAUGUUGUGUCCUCGCACACACAAAAGCACUUGCGCCAAGAGACAGUGCCUUUCAGUUUUGACAUGGAUUACUGCCGGAAAGCCGCAGACAACGCGGAGCGGGCUUGGACCGAAAUUUCUCAGAUGAAGACAAUGAUGCAGGAGCGACCAUCUGAUUAG